AUGAAAACAUAUCAGUUGUGCUUUGCGGCGUGUUGCAACGCUGAGUGCAAGUACAAAGUGGCAGAGUCGCAAAAGAACCGCUUCGAAGAAGCGUUCCCGAAGAAAAUCGGCUAUCGGAAACAUAAGGCACUCGAGAAGGAGUUGGAAAAGGUGUUUUUCGAUGGGCGAUGUUUUCAGCGCGAAGGACGAUUCAUGGAAUUCAGCAUGAAAGCGUUGAAAGCCAGAAACGACUACCUGCUGUGCAUCGAUGCCGCGAACGCUGCUUUGCACAAGUAUUUCGCCGACGAUCUGUCAGACCUGAUCGACACCGAAGAUUGCCAAAACUGGGCGCAGAAUCUGGACAUUCGCGCUGACAAGCAACGUUUUCUUGAGUCCAAUCAUUCGCUGUUCGUGCUGCCACGAAAGUUUGAAUUUCGGCCCCAGAACGGCGAUGAAAUGCGGCAUGUCAGCGCGCAGAAAUCUGUCCAGGAUGAUCUCAUUCAGCGGGUAUGGCAACUCCAGCAGCGGCUGCUGCAGUUGAGGACCGAGAGCGAAGAGGUAAGACUUUAA
Messenger RNA from Soboliphyme baturini, 549 nucleotides. The record is from the annotation of a GenBank genome assembly. NCBI's taxonomy places the organism in Eukaryota, Metazoa, Nematoda, Enoplea, Dioctophymatida, Soboliphymatidae.